UUCAAAUCUGUUAUCAUAUAAUAACAUAAAUAUUCUUAUUGAAACCAUGAAAAAUAUGGUUAUAAAAAAAAUUCAAAAGGAGAUUGAAUUCAACAGGUGCUAUUCAAUUAUAGUUGAUGGCACAUAUGAUGUAUCGAAAUCAGAAGCAAUAGCUUUGAUAGUGAGAUAUGUUGAAAAUAGCGAGACACCUAAGCCCGUUGAAAGGCUGAUAGACAUUUAUUGUACGGGAAAUACAACGGGCCUCGAUAUUAAAGAGAAUAUAAUAUCCAAGCCUGGCUCCAUGAAUCUACCCCUCGAAUUCCUAGUGGGGCAAAGCUAUGAUGGCGCCUCAAACAUGAGUGGAAGAAUUAAUGGAGUGCAGGCUUUGAUUAGAGCGGAGGCGCCAAAGGCAGCUUUUAUUUGGUGCUAUUGUCAUCGAUUAAAUUUAAUAGUUGUUCAAUUAUGCCAAUCAGUAAAAGAGCUGCCAAAUGUCUUGGGAAUAUUAGACGAAAUUUACGUAUAUUUUAAUGGUGUUAAAAGAUAUGAAGUGCUCAAAACAUGUCAGAGUGAUUUACUGACAAAAUCACAUAGAUUUUUACGCAUCAAGAAUACCACUCGAAGCUGGCUAACAUCAUAUAAGGCGAUUGUAAAUUUUUUCCUACUUUAUGAUGCUUUGAGGGCAGCUUUGGCAAAUUUAAAGGAUUCUGAAGAUCCUGCCACUUCCACUAUGGCUAGUGCUAUAGUCUAUAGAAUAGAAAAAUUUGAUUUUAUUUUAUCACUAUGUGUUUUGGAUAAAAUAUUGUUGAUAACUAGCUUGGCUUGUACAAAAUUGCAAACCAUUUCGAAGGAUAUAGGGUUUGCAAUAAAUCAAAUUCAAUUGGCAAAAGAUUGCCUGAUUAAUAUGAGAAAUAAUAACACUGAAUUUUUGGAUGUCUUUUCAAAGGCCCAAGAUUUUAUGAAGAAGAGAAAUUUACCUUUUGAUUUUGAAAGUUCAAGACUUCAAACAUUACAAUCCAAAAAGGAGAGCUUUAAAAUCAGUGUGUUUUAUGCUGCACUUGAUUUAAUUAUUAUGCAGUUUAGUGAAAGAUUUAACGAUGAAUCGAUAAAAUUUUUGAGUCAAACAUCAUUUUUUACCCCAAAGGGAAUGGCGGAAAAGGCAAUUGUUAAAGAUGAUAUCAAGGAUAUCUGUGAAUUUUAUCAAUUAAAUACAAGUCAAGUUUUUGAGGAAAUGUUGAUGUUUAGAAAUAUUUAUAAAAUGGCUAAAACGGGGGACGUAAUUAUUACUCGUGACCUAGAGGUUAAAGAAGAUUUGUCAGAUUCUGAGAAUUCUUCUUCUGAUGAUGAUAAUAAUUUUGAGAUGAAUGAUUAAGACUGGAGAAACUAUUCAUUUAUUUUACCUUAUCGUCUGCUUAUAAAUUUUUCUGCUUUCCCAAAUUUAACAAUUUUAUAUAAAUAUUUAUUAACUAUUCUUACUACAUCAUGUACUGCCGAAAGGGUCAUGAGUAAAAUUAAACUAAUUAAAACAAGACUUCGUAGUGUCAUGAAAGAUCCAUUUCUUAAUAAUUUAACCAUUUUAUCAAUGGAAAAUAAUUUAUUUAAACAAUUAAAUAUUGAUGAAAUUAUAAAUUCUUUUGCUUUCUCUUCCCCUAAUUUAUCUAAAUUAUUAAUUUAAAAAUAAUAUUUUUAAAGCAUAUA
Gordionus sp. m RMFG-2023 is the source of this 1674-nucleotide messenger RNA. Its product is annotated as zinc finger MYM-type protein 1-like. The coding region runs from base 47 to 1348 and encodes 433 amino acids. NCBI's taxonomy places the organism in Eukaryota, Metazoa, Nematomorpha, Gordioida, Chordodea, Parachordodidae. The transcript has 5 exons. The record is from RefSeq and is a predicted model, not a curated record.